GGUCCCUUCCUACAGGUGAAGAACCGGCCCACUGGUAUUUCAUGGGAUGGCCUUGAUUCAAGUAAACUCUACACCCUGGUCCUGACAGACCCAGAUGCUCCAAGCAGAAAGGACCCCAAAUUUAGGGAAUGGCACCAUUUCCUGGUGGUCAAUAUGAAGGACAACGACAUCAGCAGUGGCACCGUCCUCUCUGAUUAUGUGGGCUCUGGGCCUCCCAAGGGCACAGGCCUUCACCGCUACGUCUGGCUGGUUUACGAGCAGGCCAAGCCGCUGAAGUGUGACGAGCCCGUUCUCAGCAACCGAUCUGGAGACAACCGUGGCAAAUUCAAGGUGGCAUCUUUCCGCAAAAAGUACGACCUCGGGCCCCCAGUGGCCGGCACGUGUUACCAGGCGGAAUGGGGAGACUAUGUGCCCAAGCUCUAUGAGCAGCUGGCUGGGAAGUAGGGGAAAGCCAGGAGACAGACAUGGCCCCGGGGCCCAGGCAGUGUUCUCAAGUUCAGUGAUGCAUGUUGAUUUCUCCUCUUGCCUGUUCCCAUUCUCACAGGCGAGACCUGAGCAGAUAGCGCUGUAGGGUGUCUUUUCCUUCUACCUGUCCUUUAUCAUUGUAUAGGGCCACACACCCUGGAUUUAUGUUUUGAUCAAAUUUGAACUCCAUUUUGGGGGCUAUUUUGGUACUAUGAUGUGGUCAUCAGAUUGUUAAUAUAAGAAGAACAACCCAGAAUUUAAAGGCGUAUCCUCUGAAGAGCAGCACUGGAAAAGCAAUCGGGAGAGUCCCUUUCCUGUUGAGCUGUAGGGCUGGGUGAGGGGUUAUCUGAAGUCCGUUAGUCUGUGCCUGUUAAAUUUAUCACUCUUCCUUGGUGUAAUAAAAGCCAGUAUGGAGUUGCUAAAUGUUGUGUUAAUUCUGCUGUUUGCUUACAGUUGAAUAAAAAUAAAAACAUUGUGUGGACAAA
This is a messenger RNA of Myotis brandtii (Brandt's bat), 950 nucleotides long. RefSeq names its product phosphatidylethanolamine binding protein 1 (gene PEBP1). The record is from RefSeq and is a predicted model, not a curated record. Bases 154 to 444 code for a protein of 96 amino acids. The transcript has 3 exons. Gene Ontology annotation, biological process: negative regulation of MAPK cascade. Lineage: Eukaryota; Metazoa; Chordata; Mammalia; Chiroptera; Vespertilionidae.